CGUAACCGGAAGCCGGAAGUUGAGUCCGUCGGAGUCCACUCGGAUGCUAGCGAACGGGUUUCUGAACGCGAACGGAACACAAUGAGCUCGUAUUUGAUGCUGUUUCUGCUGCUGCUGGACAUUUACUCCAAAUGUGUGAUCGCGUAUCUGAGCUCUCCUCACGUGGGUCAGGAGCCGGUGUACACAGCGCAGCAGAGCCCGGUGAUGAGCAGCUCGGUGGCCCUGACCGCUUCCUCCACUGCUCCAGUGGUGACUGAUAGCUACCUGUCCAGGUGUCCCAGCGGCGCUCUGUGCUCCAGACUCCCAGCCGACUGCAUCAUCUGCGCAUUUCAUCACAACUGCAGCUACGGCCGGCCAGCCAACUUCACCUGCAGUGCUAAAGCAGGCGUUCACUGUGUGAGCGAGCAGAGUCGGCCGCAGCAGAACUUCACGCUGACGCUGGACUGUCGCUUCUGUUGGCAGCUGGAUCCGUCACAGUACCGCUGCUCGAACUCCACCGGCUGCAUGACGGUGUCCUGUCCACGCAGACUCUAUAACGCUACCUGCGAAGCUCUGGAGCAUGUGCACUGCCUCGGUACACACUCACACACACACUCACUCGGUACACACACACACUCGCUCAAUGGAAAGUGUGUAACCCUCGGACGCUUUGUGUGCAGCAUCGCUCUGGGCGGCUUCGGCGCGGACCGCUUCUAUCUGGGCCAGUGGAGGGAAGGUCUGGGGAAGCUCUUCAGCUUCGGAGGGCUGGGCAUCUGGACGCUGAUCGACGUGCUGCUGAUCGGUGUGGGAUACGUGGGGCCGGCCGACGGCUCUCUCUACAUCUGAGGGUCCUGCGACUCCUCCGUCCCAAUUCACACGCGUGUGGCGUCCAGACUCCCAUCUGCUCCCGAUGCCGUCCGAGGAAGACCGUGAUGAAGACGCUUUAUGGUUUGGAGUCUGAAACCUGUACAAUAUGUAUCUAAACUCAUCUGUGUCUGUGUAAUAUUACUGCUGUAUGUGUAUAUAUGAGAGUGAUUCUCACGGCUGAUUUCUGAUUAAAACUCACCUGUUUUCACAGAUUCU
This is a messenger RNA of Sinocyclocheilus grahami, 1062 nucleotides long. RefSeq names its product TM2 domain containing 3 (gene tm2d3). The transcript has 5 exons. NCBI's taxonomy places the organism in Eukaryota, Metazoa, Chordata, Actinopteri, Cypriniformes, Cyprinidae. The record is from RefSeq and is a predicted model, not a curated record. The coding region runs from base 82 to 825 and encodes 247 amino acids.